Messenger RNA from Thelazia callipaeda (thelaziosis nematode), 1353 nucleotides. The record is from the annotation of a GenBank genome assembly. NCBI's taxonomy places the organism in Eukaryota, Metazoa, Nematoda, Chromadorea, Rhabditida, Thelaziidae.
AUGCCGGACGAGGAGACAAGAACGAGUGCUUCAAAUGCAAUUGCAUUGUCCAAUGAUGGAACCAUAGUCGGUUAUGAAGAAAGUUAUCUAUUUGGGGAUCGAGUCAAGAAUGCUAAUAGUUUAAGCCCUGAACAAGCUUUUGCUCACAUGGUAAAAGCUAUGCUAGGUACGGGACUGCUUUCUCUGCCUUUGGCCUUCAAGCAUGCUGGACUUUGGUUUGGCUUGGUCAUGAUAGUUGUAUUGUGUUGCAUAUGCCUGUAUUGCAUGAGAUUGGUUGUAUAUGCUGCGCAUUAUGUCUGCCGAAGAAGUGGGAGAGAAGUGAUUGAUUAUGCAAACGUUAUGCGAAGUGCUGUAGAAAAUGGACCAGCAUGGAUCAGUGGAUAUGGAUAUUUUUUCAAGCAACUAUUAAAUGUAAAUAUGUUUUGUGCGCAACUCGGUUUCUGCUGUGUAUAUUUUGUAUUUAUGGCUGAAAAUUUGCAUAGCUUUUUUGAUAUGAAUACGACAAUUCAUUUGCCGAAAUCAGUUUGGAUGGUACUUCUGCUUAUACCUAUACUAUCCAUUUGUUCACUUCGUCAUCUGAAUAAGCUAGCUCCAUUUGCAUUUGCUGCAAAUUGUUUAUACAUCACUGCUGUUAUUAUUUUAUUAUAUUUCUUUUUCACUCAUUUGAAACCGGCAUCUGAUUUCCCAGUUAUCGGUGAAAUUCAAAACAUUCCACUUUAUUUUGGGACAGUACUCUUCGCUUUUGAGGGAAUUGCCGUGGUUCUGCCGGUGGAAAAUCGAAUGGAUCAACCACAACUUUUCAUCAAAUGGAAUGGAGUAUUGAAUUGUUCAUGUUUUGUUGUUUUGUCUAUAUUUGCUGUGAUGGGAUUUUAUGGUUAUCUUGCAGUCGGUGAUAAGGUUGCCGACACAAUUACCUUAAAUUUACCGCCGGGACCGCUGUAUCAAGGUGUAAAACUUCUUUUUUCAUUGUGUGUAAUGGUUUCUUACCCAUUACAAUUUUACAUUCCAAUGGAACGAAUAGAAAAAUGGGUGACGAGAAAAAUUCCAGCUGAAAAUCAAACCAAAUACAUUUAUUUUGCUCGAUACGGAAUCGUACUUUUUACAUGUGCAUUUGCCGAACUCAUUCCUCAUCUUGCUUUAUUUAUCUCACUCAUUGGAGCAUUUUCUGGAUCUCUGAUGGCUUUAUUGUUUCCACCUUUCAUCGAUCUUCUCAUUACAUAUUCGCAAGGUAGAUUGCAAUUGAAAGUUUGGUUAAUCGAUUCAGCAUUGUUACUUUUUGCUUUCAUUGGUUUCUCGACUGGAACAUAUUCUGCUGUAAUUGAAAUCUUCAAAAAGAUGAGUAAGCCAGCAUAA